AAAUCUCGCGAGACUUUGAUUCCGGAAGUUUGGGCUUGUCAUGUGAUCACCGCAGCUAUGUCAAAAUAAUCGGACAUCCAUCAGGGAGGAAGAGGCGGCGGCUCGAGCGGGUUUCUGGAAGCUUCGGCCGGCAUGCAGAACGUGAUCAACACGGUGAAGGGCACCGCGCUCGGCGUGGCCGAGUUCCUCACCCCGGUGCUGAAGGAGUCAAAGUUCAAAGAGACGGGGGUGAUCACUCCAGAGGAGUUUGUAGCAGCAGGAGAUCACCUGGUUCACCACUGUCCGACGUGGAAAUGGGCCGCUGGCGAGGAAGCUAAGGUGAAGCCAUUUCUGCCGCCAGACAAACAGUUCCUGUUGACUCGCAACGUUCCGUGCUACAAGCGCUGUAAACAGAUGGAGUACUCUGACGAGCUGGAGGCCAUCAUAGAGGAGGACGAUGGCGACGGGGGCUGGGUGGACACUUACCAUAACUCAGGUCUGUUAGGAGUCACUGAUGCUGUUCGGGAGAUUUCUCUGGACAAUAAUAAGGACAAGAACAUGAACGCCACAUCCGCGCCGUGCUGCGACGACGAUGACGAGGAUGAAGAAGGGGAGGCAGCAGACAUGGAAGAGUAUGAGGAGAGCGGCCUGCUGGAGACAGACGAGGCGACCCUGGACACCCACAGAGUCACAGAGAGUAAAGCAAAGGCAGAACCUGGGAGCGAGGACGCCAUCCUACAGACCAGAACGUACGACCUGUACAUCACUUAUGACAAAUACUACCAGACUCCCCGACUCUGGCUGUUCGGAUACGACGAAGACAGGCAGCCGCUCACGGUGGAGCAGAUGUACGAGGACAUCAGCCAGGACCACGUGAAGAAGACCGUCACCAUCGAGAACCACCCCCACCUCCCCCCACCUGCCAUGUGCUCCGUGCAUCCAUGCAGACACGCAGAGGUGAUGAAGAAGAUCAUCGAGACUGUGGCAGAAGGAGGCGGAGAGCUGGGAGUUCACAUGUACCUGCUGAUCUUCCUGAAGUUUGUGCAGGCCGUCAUUCCUACGAUAGAGUACGACUACACGAGACACUUCACCAUGUAGCCGAGCGGCUCCUGAGGACGCCGGGUCUCCGUCAGAGGAACAGUUUUUGUUUUCUCCUGUCUGUGUGCUUGUUUUCUGAGAAAGCCGGGUGAAAUCAGCAUCCGUUUCAUCCCUUCGUCCCCUGUCUGCUUCGUCUCUUUGCGUUGGUGUUCUUUUUUUCUGGACCUUUGUGGGGUUUUGUUUUCAGUGGAGUCUGGAAAUGUCUUUGAUGUCCGUCACUGGUGCAGGAAGCGUCCCCCCUGCUCCUCUGCUGCUGUGAGGUCAAACCGGCGCCAGCGGGACCUAAAGCUCACCUGCUGCUCUCUGAAUGUAAGCCUCGGGUCCAUUUCUGGGGAACCUGCUGAGCAGAACCCUCCUUCCUCUGAGUGGAACCCCCUCGCCUGCUGCAGUGAACCCAAACCCACAAGCUGACGGAGAUGGUCUGACGUGGACUCUGGUGGUCUUCAUGCUGCUUGGUCUCAUGAAGCCUCUUGUGAAUGUGUCCGGUGUUCCUGCAGGGGGCAGCAGAGAGCCCCGUGAGGGUUUUAGUGCUGAAUACUUAUCCUGAAAUAUAAAAAAAAUCAUGGUUAAUGACUAUAUUCCACUAAAGGAUGUGUUGCGGUUAUUCCUGUCCUCGCUCCACGGCUUCACACUCGUCUGUUUCAGUGACGGACAUUCAAGAAUAAAGUUUCCUGAAACACCAAAA
Molecule: messenger RNA, 1762 nt
Organism: Oryzias latipes (Japanese medaka)
Lineage: Eukaryota; Metazoa; Chordata; Actinopteri; Beloniformes; Adrianichthyidae
Gene: atg3
Product: autophagy related 3
Biological process (GO): nucleophagy; autophagosome assembly; glycophagy
Cellular component (GO): phagophore assembly site; cytosol
Molecular function (GO): Atg8-family ligase activity
Source: RefSeq, a predicted model, not a curated record